Macrobrachium nipponense is the source of this 4552-nucleotide messenger RNA. Its product is annotated as transferrin-like. The transcript is spliced from 15 exons. Gene Ontology annotation, cellular component: early endosome; recycling endosome; plasma membrane. NCBI's taxonomy places the organism in Eukaryota, Metazoa, Arthropoda, Malacostraca, Decapoda, Palaemonidae. The record is from RefSeq and is a predicted model, not a curated record. Gene Ontology annotation, biological process: iron ion transport. The coding region runs from base 131 to 2422 and encodes 763 amino acids.
AAGGACUCAGGUGCGGUAUUUGGGAGCUUUUGGCUUUGGGUUAGUGAGUGUGCGCACCUCUUUGACUGUAGAUGUUUCAGGGCAUUAGUGAACCCUCGCCUUGUGACAUCGUAUUUUAAUUAGCAUCGCAAUGUGGUUAAUACCAUUAACGUGGAUAUGUUUCAUACACUUGACAAACGCUGCAAACGGAGUCCGCCUGUGCGUCACUCGGCAGAGCUCCGCUGAUUGCAGCGCUAUGGAAGCAGAGACUCGGAGCAAUUCUCUGGGAAUAGUUUGUGUAACGGCCAGUGACAGGUACGAGUGUCUGAGGAAAAUCCGGGAGGAUGUGGCAGACGUGAUGUUGGCCCAGCCGGAGGACGUCUAUCUGGCGAAGGCGCUCUACGACACGCUCAUCCACGUCUUGGCACAGACCAGGUUCGAGGAUGACAAGGCAGAACCGUAUCGGUACCAAGGCGUGGCUGUUGUCAGGAAGUCGACCAUAAAAAAAGUGGCAGAUCUCAAAGGUUCCAAGUCCUGCCACACCGGCUACGGAAGGACGGCUGGCUGGAAUAUCCCCUUUCCUAAUUUACUAGAAAUGGGCCAGAUUCAGCUUCAGUGUGACAAGAGAGCCACUGUCGUUGAACACGACCUGAGGGCAGCUUCCUCAUACUUUGCCCUCGCUUGCGUACCGGGAAAAUGGGUACCCGAUGAGGAAACGGAUGCCAAGCUAAAGGAAACUUACAAUAACCUGUGCAACAUGUGUGAUGGCCAGUGUGACGACCAAGACCUACAUGCCGGUUACGAAGGGGCUCUCCGUUGCCUGGUGGAUUCCCACGGAGAUGUAGCCUGGACGAAGCUCUCGGCUCUUGAAGAAUUCUUCAAGAAGAGGGAUUCCGUGAAGAAGUCGGAUUACGGAUUACUCUGUCCAGAUGAUCGCAUUUUAGAACUAAACGACUCUCAGCCUUGUCACUGGGCUGCCAGACCAUGGAACGCCUGGAUUGGACGAGCUGCAGAUGAGAACAAAGAAGCCAUAGUCGAUGCGCUCAAAAAGGCUGUGGAAAGUGCAAAGGUGUCGGGAGAUUCUGGAGAAAAGUCUCUCAGACCUUGGGCAAAGAAAGUGCUGGGGAUAGAUUCCCCUUCUGUGAUCCAUGUAGUCUCACCGCCUGUGACUCCUUUCAAGUAUUUGAAUAUGUCUGGGUAUGACAGAACUAUUGAACGACUGGGCUGCCCAGAAGAACCAGUAAAACUCUGCAUAUUAAAUCGCAUAGCCCGUGAUAAAUGCAUCGCAAUGCAGCAGGUUUUCAAGUCCCGUAGGAUCCGACCACCUCUUGAGUGUGUUACACCAAACGACGAUGACUGCCUUGCUAUGGUUGCUCAGGGGAGUGCGCACAUAGCCUCAGUUGACCAAGGAGAUGUUUACAAAGGACAUGUGGAGUAUGGACUCAUACCAGUUGUCUCCGAGAGGUAUGGCCUACUAGAUGCCUCGUAUUUUGCUGUGGCAGUUGUGAGUGCUGACUCUGGCAUCACUUCCCUUAGCCAACUGAAGGGCAAGAAAUCUUGCCAUACAGGCUUUGAGAGGACAGCAGGAUGGAAAAUACCUGUUACAACACUUUUGGAAGCUGGAUUAUUGACAGCAGGUAACUGUGACUAUGCUGGAGAAAUGGGACGAUUCUUUAAAGCUUCUUGUGCCCCUGGUGCUAAGGAUCCCAUUUAUGACAAAGAUGGCAAAAACCCAGAGAGUCUAUGUGAACUCUGUGUAGGAAAGGAAGUGGGGGGAGCAAGUGGCCCAACUUAUGUAGGAGGAGAUCAAGAAGGAAAGUGUGACCGGAGCUCAGUAGAAGCCUUUUCUGGUUACACUGGGGCAUUCAGGUGUCUCGUAGAAGGUGGUGGUGAUGUGGCUUUUGUCAAGCACUCUACUGUGGCAGAUAAUACAAAUGGUAAUAACAACGCUUCUUGGGCCAAAGGUCUUCGCGCUUUAGAUUUCAAAUUACUUUGUAAAUCCUCUGGUACAGCAGAUAUUAUUAAUUACAACACCUGUAACUUGGCACGUGUGCCUGCUCACAAGGUUGUUACUGGAAUCAAGUCAGACAAAACUAUGCUGGAAGAAAUUAGAAUACUGCUGUUGAGGGCUUCAGAUAUGUUCCCAAAGGGUCAGGAUGCCUUCACUCUUUUUGGGGAAUUUGAAGGAAGACCUGACAUUAUAUUCAAGGACUCUGCUACAGAACUGGUUAAUGUCCGAGAAGACAUAUUCCACAAGUCCUUAGAUGAAGCUUACUAUAGGGCAGCACUGGAGAUCAGCACCUGUGUCCCAGAGGAGCCAAAAACCAAUUCAGUAAAUUUUCAGGAGACACCUGAACCCAACAGGGCGAGCUUCAGUAUGGGUUCAUGGGCUGUGAUGAGUUUAGUGCUUGUAGUUCUUCUUUCUCUUACAGGAAUUCCUUGACACUAAAGUAUUCAAAAUCAUAAUUGUGCCUUAUAAACUCUACAAAUUGUUUCCUCUCACAUAGUAACCUUGUUCUCUUGUGCAUUGUAGAAUUUAUACCAGUACAUAUGUUGUAUAUAAUAAUCAUAAUUGUCAGUGAUGCAUUAUUUUUUAAUGAUAGCAUUUAUUGUUUUGAAAAUAAGUAUACUAUAUAGGUUGCUGCAGUGAUCUGUUACUUAAAUUUAUAUUUUAAUAAAUUAUGGUUUAAAAACUUUAUCCUAUGCAGUGAUUGGUUAGAGGCAAAAGCUUUGCACUGCUCCAAAUACACCACUGUAAACCACUUUUCAGUUCAGUAUUUUGUUGUACAUCAAACCCAAGCAAUGCAAGUAUUUGUUGUAAUGCAUUAGUAUAGAGUAAAUUUUUUGAAGCUAAAUGUCUGCAGCUGAUACCACUGUACCCUAUGGUAGAUGUUGAGCAUGAAUUUCUGCCAGUCACAAUUAACUUCACUGACAUCAGCUGCAGUAAUUUAUACAAAAAAACACACUACAGUAUGGUUCUUGUUUUUGUAGUAUAAGAUACCUAAGCAUAACAUGCCAGUAAAGCACCAGUUUUUGCUUCUAACAUGUGUUGUGCUUCAGAUAUUUUAAUCAGUCUUACCAGAUGUUGCCCCUUGAUUUUUUAAUCAGGACUGUUCAUACAUCAAAGCUCACGAUUUUAGUGUGUAUAUAUUGCUGUGAUGUGCUUCUGUCUGUUCUUUAAUUUCUGAGUGUGAAAAAAUGUAUUUUAAUGAUGUGAAAAGAACAGGGUUAAAUGAGAUUUGGUAUAAAUGGAUUCACAAGUGCCAUUUAUUUUUUACAAAGUUUUGGUAGUAGUUAAUUGAAAUGACUUCUUUUAGACCACUAGAACUUUAUGGCAAAUUGAUAUCAAGGAUGUGAGACUUGAGAAGGUAAUCUGUAACAGAGGGAGUAAAAAAGUCCAUGAAGUAUCUGUUAUGGUAUGCUAUUCUUUAAUUACAUUUAAAAAAUUUUCUAAAUUAUGCAAAACUUUAUUAAAAAAAAAGAGAAGUUUAUGCCAAAAACCUUGUGAUUGUAAUGUUAAAAUUUGAUGAAUGUAGAAAUGUACCUCUUUUCACCAAAAACAGAUUUAUAACUAAGUUUUAAAACAGUUUCUAAGGAAAUAUAAAACAUUUGUGCUAAUAUAUUUUAUUUUGAAAUUGAGCAAUGAAAUGUCUAUACUAUUUGCCUUAAUUUUUGCUAAGUUAUACAUGCAUACUGUAAGCUUUUGUAAAUUUAUAUAAAGUGCCUCUAUGAAAAUUAUUUUGAAAAAUCCCGUCAUAUGUUAUAAAAUUUCCAUUAAAUGACUGAUAUAGUUUUUGGAGAUUAUAUAUAGUGAUCAUUUUCUUUACCUUGCAGCAAGAUAAUUCCUGUGGUUACAUUGGCAACAUUCUCACUCUAAAGAUACAACUACUUAAUAACUAUACAUGCUUAAAAGAGCCUAUUGGCUCUUUCAAGCAUUUUUUCUGUAAAGGGCUUACUCAUUAGCAGUAGUACCCUGAAGCAGAGUAGGAGGUAAGCCAAAGAACAUAAGCUAGCAGACUAACUAUAGCAGAUUCCAGCUAGCUUUGCAGCUAAGCCCCAACCACUGCACACCUGUGAGUGGCUAGCUCUUAAAGGGGGAAUGAUGUCACACUAGUUAACAGUCCAAAAGAUUACCAGUACCAAUUUGCCUCUGUCUGGUAAUGUUGAGUUUUGUGCAUGAAUCAUGACACCACAGAUUUGAGUUCCCGGAGUUGUGAAGCAUACAAUUGAGACCUCUGAUAAAAGAUAUAUUAAGUUAUAUAUAAUUAAGAAGAUCUUGGAUAAUUUUGUCUGCAUUUUUUUUUAUCAUGCGCUGCUUAAACAGCACAUGCAUUUGCUUUUUUUUUUUUAAAUGGUGUUGGGCCUCCAUUACCAGAUCCGACAUAGACUGCAUUAAUUGAAAUGAAGCAUAGCCUUCAGCGACCAGUUCCAAUGUUAGGGUAUUAAUUAAUCAUAAUCCUGCAUAUCAAAUGUUAAUAUUGAGAGAUUAGGCCUACCCAUCAAUUUCUUAUAUUUUGAGGCAAUGACAGGAUAGGCCAACUCGCCAAUUUCAUAUACUUUAAGGCAGCCUACU